AUGAACUUUCUCAAGGUAUCCGACAUCUAUAAAAACUUUGGCGAUGAAGCACAACCGAUUGAAGUGCUUCAGGGCAUUUCGUUUGAAAUGACGCAGGGGGAAUCCCUGGCUAUCACCGGUCCUUCUGGCUCCGGGAAAAGUACGCUGCUGCACCUAAUCGGCACAUUAGAGCGACCCUCGUCGGGACAGAUUGAAAUUAACGGCGAGGACCCGUUCGGACUGCCAGAGCCACAACUCGCCCGAUUUCGGAAUCAGGGGGUCGGUUUUGUCUUUCAAGAUCACCAUCUAUUGCCGCAGUAUUCGGUCUGGGAAAACGUACUAAUCCCCACUAUGGCUUUCAAAAACCGCGAUGGAGAUGUCGAAAAACGCGCACGGGAACUCCUUGAACGGGUUGGGCUUUCCCAUCGUUUGAGCCAUCGACCUGCCGAGCUAUCUGGCGGCGAGCGGCAGCGCGUGGCUGUCGCGCGUGCCCUUAUCAACCAACCUAGCGUCAUCCUUUGUGAUGAACCCACAGGAAACCUCGAUCACUCUACCGCGGAUGAGGUGUCUUCCCUACUGUUUGAACUUCACCAAGCCGAACAGAACAUUCUGAUUGUGGUAACUCACAACCUUGAACUCGCAUCGCGCUUUGGACGGCGUUUUGAAUUGGAGGCGGGCAGAUGCGCCGAAGUUUAA
Molecule: messenger RNA, 675 nt
Organism: Geodia barretti
Lineage: Eukaryota; Metazoa; Porifera; Demospongiae; Tetractinellida; Geodiidae
Source: the annotation of a GenBank genome assembly